Messenger RNA from Acytostelium subglobosum LB1, 1059 nucleotides. RefSeq lists its product as hypothetical. The record is from RefSeq and is a predicted model, not a curated record. The transcript has a single exon. The annotation marks the transcript as partial. Lineage: Eukaryota; Evosea; Eumycetozoa; Acytosteliales; Acytosteliaceae.
CUACCUGGAUCAAUAACAAAGUUGACUUUUGGUCAUAACUUCAAUCAUCCAAUCAAGUCAGCUACCCUCCCCGAAUCAAUUACAUUCCUCGAAUUUGGUUGGUGUUUCAAUCACUCAUUGGUCGCCGGAGCACUACCCCAAUCCAUAACAAAGUUGAUAUUUGGCAAUGACUUUGAUCAAGUUUUAUCUCCUCGCACUCUUCCCGAAAGAUUGGUUACUCUAUCAUAUGGAUAUAGGUACAACUCUAUGAUUGAAGUUGAGGUCAUUCCAAAAGGACUCAGGAAAUUGUCAUUUGGAAAGUGUUUCAAUCAAGAAAUUUUACAUGGAUCACUUCCUAGAUCAUUGAUCAAAUUGUACUUUGGUUGGAGUUUCAAUCAAUCAUUGACACCGGGAACUUUACCAUCUUCUUUGGAGACAUUGGUAUUCCAUUCUGACUUUGAUCAACCAUUAUAUCCUGGUACAUUACCAAAUUCAAUAACCAAUCUCGUCUUUGGAUAUUCAUUCAAUCAAUCAAUAUCAAAAAUAUUACCAAGUAAUUUAAAAAAGUUAUCAUUUCAUUCCAACUUUAAUCAAUCUAAUUUUUUAUUACCAGUUGGAUCAUCAUUACCCUCAUUAAUACAUACACUCAAGUUGGGAUUCUAUUUCAAUCAACCUAUAAUACCAAAGUCUUUACCAAACUCUUUAACAUCCUUGGAGAUUGGUUAUAAGUUCAACCAUCCAUUGACUCCAGGGACACUUCCAUCAUCACUUCAAAGUUUGACCUUUGGAUAUGCAUGCUCACAAUUUAAUCAACAAUUCAUUGUUGGAUCACUACCAGAUUCGCUUACAGACCUUCAUCUAAGUGACAUGUUCAACCAGAACUUUGAAGCCAAUGUCCUACCAGGAUCACUCACUCGUUUGAAACUUGGUAAUCAAUACUAUAGACCAUUUCCAGAUGGAUCACUACCAAACUCACUCAAACAAUUGAUAUUAGGAUAUGGCUUCAAAUUACAUCCUUGGUAUAUUAUGAAGUUCCCCCCUGGUCUGGAGAUGAUAUCAAUAUCAAACUGGAAAAGUCAA